AGGUGGGAAAGGGAGGGGGGUAAAUUCAACGCAUUGGAGGAAUUGCAGUUUGACUGCGUUGUAGAAGGUUUCACACAAAGAAUGGAUAACUAACAAGCUGGGGGAUCGUAAAUACAAACGCACAUGAAAUUGACGACAAAAUGAAUGCACCAAAAACAAACGAAAGGAUUUGAAUCUAAAUUAUUUUUAACUUUGGAAGGAGGAGUUUGAAGAAGUUUGAAGACGGGGUCUGUAGUAAAGUUAAGUAGACUAAAGACGCUGAGAUUGCGUUUCCAGAGGAAAGUGGAGGACAGAAACAGAAGGAAAGAUGUUAGCAGAGACGAGCGUUCACUUUUAUAAAAGGCCUAAUGUGUACAAUAUUUAAAAACGUUUGUUUUGCGCAUGGCCUUUCAAAUACGUUUAUUUUCUCAAAUAAUUCUGGAUCGGGCGGAGGAAAACGGUUUAGUCCAGAAUGCGCAGUCUUUUAUCGAGAUGUCAGCUGUAUGUAUCGUGCGGUUAGUUUUUUUGGGGGGUAGCCUAAAAUAUUUGGAAACAGUCGUAAAGAAGAUAGUUUGUAGCCUUCCCAUUUCCCUAAGACUAAGCCAAUCCGUGUUGGAACAAUGUGGUCAAUUUCUGUUUGUUUAUUGUAACUUUAUUGCAACAAUUGUUAUAUGUAUCCGUGUGGAUUGCAACCUCGUGUAGCCUAGGUUACAGUACAUUUGGUUGCAUUUAUUUUCAUUAUAUUGUACAGUAAAUGUAAAAAAUAAAUAAUUGGUAAAAUAAUUAGUAAAUAAAAUCAAUAUCUAUUUGAUGGCUUUUUCCGUCGUUGAUAGAGAGUUUGAUCGGGGUUCAAAUCGCACAGUCCAGCUCACGGAGGAGGACUGCAGUUUGGUGGAUAAAAGACUGGAGCCCAUUUCAACCAGGAGUCUGAUACGGGACAACGACUCGAACCAACGGACCACUCGUGGGAAAGGCCUGAUUUUUUGGGGAUUUAACUCCACAAGCCUGGAAUCUAAUCGUAUUCACUUUUGUGAGAGAACCCGUAUCCUGUCCUUUAGGCUAUGCCUGUGUAAACCGUGAUCAGGCAGGUAUGCAGUUGAACCGACCGAAGAGCGAUUUAGUGUCGAGCUUCAGCCCGUCGAUUUCCCCUGAGACGGCAGCCAGUAUCGGUUCCUUCUCCAGCCAGUUCAAAACCAUGCGCUUCUCCUACCACAUCAGCCGCAGCAUGGCAAGACCACAACCGCCGCUGCGCAGGAUACGCCCGUCCUCCUCCAGUCCUCGGCUGAUGACUAAGAGCCUAUCCCUGGAGCCUGGUGCUCACGGUGCAUGCCUCGGGGCCCACGACGACGACUCAGACACCCAGACAGAGACCCCUCGCCUAAGUUCAGACCCCGGCCCUCAAACCUCCGGGCCACUGGGUCUGCAACCCCCCGGGGCCCUGCUGCACCCCGCUCGACACAGCUGUAACAGAGGAGACAAUGGGAGUGGAACUCCUCAGGAAGUGCCCUCCACCGCCCUCAAGACACGCCCUCCCUUACCUGGGCCUAAACCACAAGUGCCCCCAAAGCCUCCUCACCUGCAGCAGAGUGCUGGUGCUGCUAGACCACGCCCCCGCGCCCCGGACAAGCCCCUCCCUCUGCCUCCACCCUGUAGACCUCUGCCUGCAGACCCCAGAGGGGGAGGAGCCAGCCAUCCCCAAACACUCCCCCGCGUUGAGGGAAGCUCCUCCCCCACCGCAUGCGUGCUCUCCCUCAUCGAGAAGUUUGAGAGGGAGAAGAUCAUUGUGGUGCCUGAUAUCACGGGAGGGGGUGUCUGCACCCCCUGGGUCCUCGAGACGGGACCAGGAGGGGACACCUUCUCUCCCCCAGCCUCAGAGCUCCCUCUGGGCUGUCUCCCCGUGGUCUGGCCCCCUGGUUCCUCUCAAGACCUCCAGGAGCUCCGGGAUCUACCUCAGGGGCUGGCUGUGCUGGUUAAUGUGUUGCCGGGGGAGACGGAGGUACCAGAGGAUGACAAUGAUAAUGAACUAGGAAAGUUGUGCUCUAUCUCUGACAAGCGUUUGUCCAUGGAGUCUGGCUACAGCGCCUCGGAGAGACUCACGGACACCAUGGAGAUGAGGGAGCAGGUGGGGUCAGAAUCAGAGAGCCAAUCAGAGAUCCCCUCUGAACACUUGCCCCUCCUUCAACCGCAGACGGACGGCAAGCUGGCCAAUCGGGACUCUGGCAUCGACAGCAUCAGCUCUCCGUCCCACAGCGAGGAGCUGUGUUUCGCCGGCGACGAGGACCGGGUCAUCUUCCCCUGUAGUCCCGCCCUCACGCUGCCACGCCUCUCUAGCUCCUCCUCUUCCGGCUAUGCCGAGGGUCAGGGGGCAUCGGCUGAGGGGGGGAGAGAUUCGGAGGGGGACAGUGACUUGGAGGAGGGGAGUGGGGACGAGACAAUUGAACUGAUCAACCCCAUGAUGGAUAUGCUGCCUUUGGCCCUGCCUCAAACAGACAGACAGGACUCUACAGAGCUGUCGGUGCAGCAGCGUGUGUUCAACAUAGCCAAUGAGCUCCUCCACACAGAGAAGGCCUACGUGUCUCGGCUGUACCUCCUGGACCAGGUGUUCUGCUCCUCCCUCCUAGAGGAGGCGCGCUCCCGCUCCUCCUUCCCUCUAGACGUGGUCAUGGGUAUCUUCUCCAACAUCUGCUCUAUAUACUGUUUCCACCAGCAGUUCCUGCUCCCCGCCCUGGAGAAACGCAUGGCAGAGUGGGAUGUGAACCCGCGCAUCGGGGACAUCCUGCAGAAGCUAGCCCCCUUCCUGAAGAUGUAUGGAGAGUACGUGAAGAACUUUGACCGGGCCAUGGAGCUGGUCAACACCUGGAUGGAGAGGUCAUCCCAGUUCAAAGCCAUCGUCCACCAAAUCCAGAGAGAGGAGCGCUGUGGUAACCUGACCCUACAGCACCACAUGUUGGAGCCGGUUCAGAGGAUCCCUCGCUACGAGCUGCUGCUGAAAGACUACCUGCACCGUCUCCCUGACGACCAUGAUGACUUUCAACAUGCACAGAAAUCACUAGAGUUGAUCGCCACAGCUGCCGAGCACUCCAACACAGCCAUCAGAAAGAUGGAGCGUAUGCGUAAACUGCUGAAGGUGUAUGAGUUGCUGGGAGGAGAGGAGGACAUCGUUAACCCUACUAACGAACUCAUCAAGGAGGGACACAUCCUCAAACUGUCGGCUAAGAACGGCACCUCACAGGACAGAUACCUCAUCCUGUUCAAUGAUAGGUUAUUGUACUGCGUCCCUAAACUGAGGCUGAUUGGCCAGAAGUUUGGGGUGAGAGCCAGGAUCAACGUGGAUGGGAUGGAGCUGAAGGAGAGCAGCAGUGUUAACGUUCCCAGGACCUUCCUGGUGUCUGGAAAACAACGGUCACUAGAACUACAGGCCAGGACUGAAGAAGAGAAGAAGGACUGGAUCCAGGCUAUCCAGGCCACCAUUCAGAGACAUGAACAGACGCUAGCCACGUUCCACCAUCUCAACUGUUCUCUCCGAGAUGAGGACUACACUCCUCCCAACUCACCUAAUUGUUCCGAGCUGGGGAAGCGUGCCCCCACUCCGAUCCGUGAGAAGGAGGUGACUCUGUGUAUGAAGUGCCAGGAACCGUUCAACUCCAUCACCAAGAGACGUCACCACUGCAAAGCCUGUGGACACGUGGUGUGUGGAAAGUGUUCAGAGUUCAGGGCCCGUCUGCUCUACGACAACAACAGGGCUAACAGGGUGUGCAUCGACUGCUACACAACCCUAGUGGGGGUUCCCCCCUCCCCCGCCAGCCUGACAAGCAGCGCAUACAGAAGACGGUCAAUACUAGAGAAACAGGCGUCGGUGGCAGCAGAGAACAGUGUGAUGUGUAGCUUCCUCCACCACAUGGAGAAGGGAGCAGGCAGAGGCUGGCAGAAAGCCUGGUUUGUCAUCCCAGAGAAUGAACCACUGGUGCUGUACAUAUACGGUGCUCCUCAGGAUGUGAAAGCCCAGCGCUCUGUACCCCUGAUUGGCUUCGAGGUCUCCCUUCCUGAGUCAUGUGACCGCCUGGAACGCCGCUUUGCCUUCAAAAUCAGCCAAUCCCACCUUACGCUCUACUUCAGUGCCGAUGGGGAGGAGCUACAGCGCCGCUGGAUAGAGGUCCUAUCACGCGCAGGGAGAGGGGAGGAGCUCCAGGCUCAUGGUUCAAUUACAGAGGCCCUAGAGGAGGAAGGGGAGGAGACUGCAACCUCGGGAGAGAAUACAUGAUUGAUUUUGAGGCGUACAAUCAAUAUUAGAUCUGUUCUCUAAAGACACAAAACUACAAACUGUACAGAACAUGAGCAGCACACACAGUUUAAAACUCACACACACACACAGGUUGACACACACAGGUACACACACACACAAACUCACACACACACACAGGUUGACACACACAGGUACAC
Molecule: messenger RNA, 4419 nt
Organism: Oncorhynchus kisutch (coho salmon)
Lineage: Eukaryota; Metazoa; Chordata; Actinopteri; Salmoniformes; Salmonidae
Gene: fgd1
Product: FYVE, RhoGEF and PH domain containing 1
Exons: 17
Coding region: 1070-4240 (1056 amino acids)
Biological process (GO): cytoskeleton organization; filopodium assembly
Cellular component (GO): cytoplasm
Molecular function (GO): metal ion binding; guanyl-nucleotide exchange factor activity
Source: RefSeq, a predicted model, not a curated record